GACCUUGUGGCCCACAAGGGAAAAGGGGCAGCUGGGGCCCGGGGCCCCCAGUCUGGUGGGGGCAGGAGUGAAGUGGGGGGUUCCCAGGGCGGCGCGCUGCAUUCCUAACUCCUCCUAAGUUUCCCUCGUCCUGUUGGGGUGUUUCUCUUUGACGCUGAUAAUGAAGAGAAGCACGAGUCCCAAAUGAGCAUGCGUGCGGCUGUUCCCCGCCCCGCAGGUAGGUCUAUGAAGUUAUAACAAUCGUGCUGCUUCUCUACUCCCCGAGAGUCGUGAGGAGGCCGAGGGAAUUAUGGGCUGGAGGCAUGUUGCUUUCACUGGCCCCCAAGCUGGAUUUUCCCGUUCUGGACGUUUCACACACGUGGACUCACACCCGGUGUGGCCUCUCGUGUCUGGUUCCCUCCCUGAGUUUUGUGUGUUCGGCCCUGCAGACGGCGGGUGUCCUCGCUCCUGCUCGCGGCUGAGUGGGCGGACAGUGUGUCGAUCCAUUCAUCCAUCCAUGCACAGUCGGGCUGUUUCUACAUCCCGUGAAUUGUGAAUCCUGCUGCUGUGAGCACGUGUGCGGCUCUGAGCACCUGCCAGGGCCGGGCCGUGCGUCCAGGGGUGCUUGGCCUCCUUCUUGCAGUUUUGGUGGCCUCAUCUGUGCAACAGCACCAAGCCUGGCACUUGCUUCACCCAACGUAAGAUCGAGAGAGGUCGUCUUCCCACUGGCACACAGCAAGCACCCAAAGUGUGCCCGCCGGGGGCAGACACUUCGGGAAACCAGUUCUGUAAACCAUUCAUCAGAGUUACCGUAUGACCCAGCAGUUCCGCUUCUAGGCAUGUCCCCAAGAGAAACGACAUAUAUCUGCACAAAACCGUUACAGGGAUAUUCUCAGCAGGAGGAAUCACGACAACCGAAGAUGGAAACAACCGAGAUGCCCAUCAAGGGACGGACGGUCAAUGUGCCCAUCGCGCACGCGCACGUCACUCAGGUGUGUCCACGCACGCGCUCGUCCACAGAUAAACGUGUCCGCCGUGCACGCGCACGUCCCACGGCCGGCAACAGGAGCGAGGCGCCCACGCCCGCCGCCCCGCGCGGAGGGACCCUGAACACACGACGCCGAGGGAGGGAACCAGACACGAGAGGCCACACGGGGUGGAUGGGUUCCAAGGCCAAGAAGCGGGUGGUACUGCCCACUCGCCCAGCGCCCCCCACGGUGGAGCAGAUCCUGGAGGACGUGCGGGGUGCGCCCUCCGAGGACCCCGUUUUCACCGCCCUGGCCCUGGAAGACUCCCCAGGCCUCUCCGGGAGGGCGGAGGACGCGGAGGCCCAGCGGCAGCAGCUUUACCAGCAGAGCCGCGCCUACGUAGCCAUGAAUCAGCGUCUGCAGCAGGCGGGCGAUGGGCUGAAGCAGAAGCGUGAGGACCUGUGGCUGGCUGGCGAGGGGCUGGAGCGGGAAGUCCGGCUGCUGAAGCAGGGGGCGCCCCCAGGGGCCGUGGCCGCCUCCUUGGGCUGACUGGCCCGCCAGCUCGCCUUAGCGCGCACCCCGGCAGGGCGCCCCGCGGCUCCCCGGAACCUUUGGUCCCCCCCGAGACACCUGACCCGGCACACCUCAGACGCGGGCCCCUGGGUCGCAUGGCCUGGGCUCGCCCCGGGGCCCGGAGACCCCGGGGCCCACAGCCUGCGUGGGGGGUGACAGACACAGCUGCCUCGCCGGGCGCGGGCCCCUUUCGAGGGGCGGGUCUGGGGCGGUGUGGGUGCCGCUCGCCCCGGCCGUGGAGCCCAGACCGGACUUCGUGCGGGGUCCCCAGCACUCGAGGGCCGGUCCGUCCAACCUCUCCUUGCCUCUGGCGACCCUGCUUCCCCGCGUCAUCGCAAGGGAGAUGGUGGAACCCCGGCUGCUUUCUGUCUCCGCCCAUCUCUGCGUGAACUGCGGGGGGGGCAGGAUUCCGGCAGAGCCCCCCGUUCCCUCCAGACAGUGGCCGGCUGCUGGAAGAGCACUUGCCCAGCAGGGCCCGGACCGGAGACGGGGCCUCUGGUGGUGCCCCUACUGAGCGCCCCGAUCCGAGGCCUGGGCGCUCCUGCGGGGCGGGUUACCCGUCGGGGUGCGGGACCCACCUGAGACCCACCCCAUCACGGGGGUGCCUGGCCUGGGCUCCCGGGAGGGGACAAGCUGGCCAGUCUCCCACCCGAGCCCUCGCUGGCUGCCUUCAUCCUGGAAGGCUUCGUCUAUGGGCAGGUGUAUGGAACAGGAGCGGAUCUUGAAAAGGGCUUUUCGCUCCAAAAGAGCAACUUUCAGAAAACUGGAGCAGAGGUGGCUGGCUGCAAGAGGCGUCCCAGAAGCCAGGCUGCUCGUGGCUGCCCCUGUCCGGGGCUCCGUGGGAGCUCCGAAGUGCCACAGCAGGACCCUGACACGGGGGACCCCGAGCAUCCCCGGAGGUGUUUCUCUUCCCUUGAAGAAGGGGAGCCUGCUUAAGCCUGAGAGGCCCCAAAACCAAGACCCAGAAAAGGGGGCCUUGGGGACGCUUGACCAUCGCACGCCCGCCCCGCUGCUCACGGCACGCCCUUGGUGAGAAGUUCUUCCGCUUUCCCUGCCUGGCCCUGGUCUCCAGCGCUUCCUGACUCCGGGGUGCCGUCCACUCGGAGUCCCCUGGGGUCAGGCAGGGGCACACCCGCUGGCCUCCCGGUGCUGUCGACCUGGGACCCCGGGCCCACACUCAGGCUCUGCGUCCAGGGACCUGCCCAAAGAGGCAUCUGCUUGCUCCCGGCAGAAGCCAGGCUGGGCCGUCACCAGGA
Molecule: messenger RNA, 2776 nt
Organism: Panthera uncia (snow leopard)
Lineage: Eukaryota; Metazoa; Chordata; Mammalia; Carnivora; Felidae
Product: UPF0449 protein C19orf25 homolog
Exons: 3
Coding region: 819-1496 (225 amino acids)
Source: RefSeq, a predicted model, not a curated record